GCUGAGGUAGCGGUGGUGGUUAACAGAAUAACAAAUCUAUUUACUUCCUUUUGUUGUUGGCAAGUGUUCAUCGGUUGUAGUUCGAACGGUACAUUUACUCGUGGCAGUACAUUAACUGUACUCGUGGUAUUACUCACAGUUCCAAUUUGGUUAAUGUCAACAGAGUUACCCAGUAAUCAUUCUUCCUUCGAUAAACGCGUGUGGGCCCUUAAACCCAGCCUUCUUUCCCUCUUUGUCGUGCCUUCUCCAAGCAAGUACCCAUUUCUACCGCAAACACAACAGUGACGAUGAAGAGGUGGUGACGUUGCUCAAAGUCCUUCUCAUGAGUGUUUACUGUGCAGUGCGCAGCAAAUUGUACACCAUUUGGCUGAUCUGCAUGCAACGUCAACUCUUUUCACUUUGUAAUAUGUAAAUCAUUGCAUUCAAUUCUGCCUUGUUUUUGCGUCUGCGAAGUAUUCUUUUGUGUCAGUUUACGCCACACGUGUACCAACACAGAAGAACGUGCGCAGGUUUCACAUGCCACUAUGAAGUACAUCUUGGUCACUGGAGGUGUCAUAUCCGGAAUUGGCAAGGGCAUCAUUGCCAGUAGUGUGGGCUUAAUCCUGAAGUCCUGUGGUCUGCAUGUGACUGCCAUCAAAAUCGACCCCUACAUCAACAUUGAUGCUGGCACCUUCUCACCUUAUGAACAUGGUGAAGUGUUUGUGUUGGACGAUGGAGGUGAGGUGGACCUGGAUUUAGGAAACUACGAGCGCUUCCUGGACAUCAGGUUAACCAGGGACAACAACCUGACCACGGGCAAAAUCUACCAGUCUGUCAUCAACAAGGAGAGGAGGGGAGACUACUUGGGCAAAACUGUACAGGUGGUGCCACACAUCACAGAUGCCAUUCAGGAGUGGGUGGUGAAGCAGGCCAAGAUCUCAGUGGAUGACGAUGGGGUGGAGCCACAAGUCUGUGUUAUAGAGUUGGGAGGCACUGUGGGAGACAUUGAGAGCAUGCCAUUUAUCGAGGCCUUUAGACAGUUCCAGUUCAAGGUGAAGAGGGAUAACUUCUGCAACAUUCAUGUCAGCUUAGUCCCACAGCCCAGUGCCACAGGAGAACAGAAGACGAAACCCACUCAGAACAGUGUCCGAGAGCUCCGUGGACUAGGACUCUCUCCAGAUCUGAUCAUGUGCCGCUGUGCGACACCUCUGGAGAACGCUGUCAAAGAGAAGAUCUCCAUGUUUUGUCACGUAGAGCCCACGCAGGUGAUCUGCGUGGCAGAUGUGUCGUCCAUCUACAGAGUACCCCUACUACUGGAGGAGCAGGGGGUGGUGGGCUAUAUCUGCCAGCGGCUGGACCUGCCUAUUGAGAUGAGGGCCAGGAAGAUGCUCACCAAGUGGAAGGAGAUGUCCGACAGGUCUGACCGACUCCUGGAACAUGUGUCCAUCGCCCUGGUAGGGAAGUACACAAAGUUCUCUGACUCAUAUGCCUCUGUCAUCAAGGCCCUGGAGCACUCAGCCCUCGCCAUCAACCACAAACUAGAGAUCAAGUUCAUCGACUCUGCAGACCUAGAGCCAAAUACACUGCAGGAGGAGCCUGUGAAGUACCACGAGGCCUGGCAGAAACUCUGCAGUGCUGAUGGUGUCUUGGUACCUGGAGGCUUCGGUGUACGGGGGACAGAGGGGAAAAUCCAGGCUAUCAGCUGGGCAAGGAAAAAGAAAAAGCCAUUUUUAGGGGUAUGUUUGGGCAUGCAGUUGGCAGUGUGUGAAUUUGCCCGCAAUGUUCUUGGCUGGCAAGAUGCAAACUCGACUGAAUUCCACCCAGAAUCUAAACACCCUGUGGUGAUUGACAUGCCAGAACACAACCCUGGGCAGAUGGGUGGGACUAUGAGGUUGGGGAAGAGGCGGACCAUCUUCAAAUCCAACACCAGCAUUUUGAGAAAGUUGUAUGGUGAUGCUGAAUAUGUUGACGAGAGGCAUCGUCACCGUUUUGAGGUGAACCCUGAGCUGAAGCACCACUUUGAGGAGAGGGGCUUCCAUUUUGUCGGCCAAGACGUAGAGGGAGAGAGGAUGGAGGUCAUUGAGCUGGAUGAUCAUGCCUAUUUUGUUGGAGUGCAGUACCACCCAGAGUUCACUUCUCGUCCCAUCAAGCCCUCACCCCCCUACUUUGGCCUCCUGCUGGCUGCAGCAGGGAAACUCCAGAGCUACCUACAGAAAGGUUGUCGCCUCUCACCACGAGACACAUACAGUGACCGCAGCGACAGCAGCUCUCCAGACUCUGAGAUCGCUGAACUGAAAUUUUAGGAAUUACCAGUUACAUGCACCUGUUACUCUGUUGAUGCUGUUAUAGUUCACCUCAUCUUUUCGAACUCAAUACACAGCCUCCGCUCAUCUACCUGACAAUAAAUCAUUUUUUCUGUCA
This is a messenger RNA of Oncorhynchus gorbuscha (pink salmon), 2400 nucleotides long. RefSeq names its product CTP synthase 1b (gene ctps1b). The transcript is spliced from 18 exons. Gene Ontology annotation, biological process: pyrimidine nucleobase biosynthetic process; CTP biosynthetic process. Lineage: Eukaryota; Metazoa; Chordata; Actinopteri; Salmoniformes; Salmonidae. The record is from RefSeq and is a predicted model, not a curated record. Gene Ontology annotation, molecular function: identical protein binding; CTP synthase activity. Gene Ontology annotation, cellular component: cytoophidium; cytoplasm. The coding region runs from base 525 to 2282 and encodes 585 amino acids.